UUUGUGCUUCCAGUACGAUAUGCAGAGCAAUGCAACAAUGAUGACUAGUACAUCGGCAUCGCCAGAGAAACGAUCCGGCAGGAACAAAAUGGGAAGUAUCGAUAGAAACAAUGACCAGUACAAUAACUAUGACCAAUAUUACGACGGUCAAUACGACCAGUUUGGGAACCCUAUGAACGGCGGCGGUUACGAUCAAUAUGGGAACCCUCUUAACGGUGGCCACGAUCAGUUUAGUCUCAUGGGAGCUCUUUGUGGUCAAUACCCUUACAGUGGUACCUUUGACAACUCAAGCUUGGCUGCGGGCGGAUAUGCGCAACCGUCAAUUCUUAGUGAUGCUUCUGGCGCAUCCAUGUACCCCAAUUCUCCAAACAUACCACCGCCAGAUGAGAAUGGAAAGAUUGUUAUCACUGAUGCAGACAUUAUAGUGUUGUAGUUAAUUAUACUAGCGUUGCUCUGAGCUAGUACACUCAUAGGCACAUUUUAAUAUUAAUUUUAUAUACUUCGUUAACUUCUAAAAUAUAGCAAACCAGAUCAAAAACAUGCCGAAUCCAAAUACCUGGCUGGUGUAUUGCAAUUGAAUUGAACCCACUCGAAUAACAAUAACGUCGCUCGGCCUUUCAAUUCAUAUUUGUACUUAUGUUACUUUAUAAAGUGUAUACGAACCGUGCAAUGUCUUCUGACUAAAAUGAAAUUGAAGUUCGUAUCAUACAUUUCUU
Molecule: messenger RNA, 716 nt
Organism: Sphaeroforma arctica JP610
Lineage: Eukaryota; Ichthyosporea; Ichthyophonida
Exons: 2
Coding region: 20-433 (137 amino acids)
Source: RefSeq, a predicted model, not a curated record